AUGAGGAAAAGGAAUAAGAAAUCGAAGACAGCAGUGAAUGUGGAUCCAUUGAGGGUUGUUGAUGGUAAAUUACUUAUGACCUUUCACAAGUGGUUGCUUGGCACCAUUGGGAAUAAAUAUCCGAGGGAAUGCUUCUCAGGGACACACGAUGCUGCUUGGUUCCUGAAACUGCAUACUCCGAGGACAUGGCUUUCUGACUCUCAUUUAGAUGCAGCAUUUCAUCUCAUGAGGAGGCGUCUAGAAUUUUAUCCUAACGUGUACCCUCAGAAAUGUGUUGUUAUGCCUACAAUUUUUCCCGAAUCAUUGAAGGGUCGGUGGGACGCUUUUCCAUGUUCUGACUACUCUAGAUUUAGUUGGGAUGACAGUAUAUUGGACCUGGUUAGGGGUGAUGCAGUCCAGUUCUUACCGAGUUGGCAGAACAAGGAGUUCAUUUAUUUUGCCCUCUUCUUAAAAGACCAAAUGCAUUGGGUAGCUGUAGAGGCAGACCUGAAUGGGUGGAUGCUCAACAUCUUUGACUCCAGUAUUGGAUCAAUUUCCGAAAACGAUUUGAUCAGCUUGAUGGUUGACUGGUGCACCAUUUUCCCGUCGGUCUUGCGACAGUCCGGUUUAUUUGAGAACCAUGACGUUAUACUCGCGCCUCAGUUGACAGCAUCAGAGAGUCAGGUCAGACCCUUCGAUUGGAAACUCAUUCCACGUGAAUUCGUACCGCAAACAAAAUCCAGGUGA
Humulus lupulus (European hop) is the source of this 726-nucleotide messenger RNA. RefSeq lists its product as uncharacterized. The coding region runs from base 1 to 726 and encodes 241 amino acids. Gene Ontology annotation, biological process: proteolysis. Gene Ontology annotation, molecular function: cysteine-type peptidase activity. NCBI's taxonomy places the organism in Eukaryota, Viridiplantae, Streptophyta, Magnoliopsida, Rosales, Cannabaceae. The record is from RefSeq and is a predicted model, not a curated record. The transcript has 2 exons.